AUGAUGGAUAUUUUGAAGAACAAAAGAAACAAGAAAAUUUUUUUUUCAGAUGAAGAAAGUAAUGAUGAUAGUGAACAAAUAAAUACAUAUAAUAUUAGUAACAAUAUACAAGAUAAUGCAAAUCCAGAUUUGGAUAUUAAUAAAAAUGUUGAGGAAAAUUUUGAAGAAAACACGGACAAUAAUAUAGAAGGCUCACAUAUAUUAAAUAAGGAAAAUAUUCAAUAUAAAAGUGAUGAUAUUUCUGUAUCUAACCAAAUAAUCAAAAAUGAUACGGAUGAAAUUAAUAUAAAUGAAAAUAAUUUACAUGAAAAAAGCAAAAAGAAAAAAAAAAAGUUGAAAAGGAAACUGGUGGAAGAAGAUGAUGAUGAUGAUAAUAAUACUACUGAUAAUGAAGGUUUUCUCAAUUCAAAUGAAAAUAUAGCAACGAAGAAAUUAAAAAAAAAGAAUUUUAUUAUAAAUAAUAAUGUAAAAGAAAAAAAUAUACAUGACAACAUAGGGUACAGGCAUUCUAAUAAUUCACAUGAAACUGAUAAAGUAAAUGAGGAGGAUAAAGAGGAAAAUUAUGAAGUCAAAGAUAGUAAUAGAAAAAAAAAAAAAAAAAAGAAAGGAAUUACUCAUAAAGAGAUAGAUAAAAAUAAAAAUGAAAAUAGAGAAAAAUAUGAAUAUUCUAAAAAUGAUGAAAAUUGUAAAAAUAAUGAUGAUGAUAUAAAUAAUAUAUAUAAUGAAAAGGAUCAAAAUAGUGAUGAUAAAAACGAUGAGGAUUCUUUAAAUGAUAAUCCUUAUGAUGAUUAUGAUGCCAAUGAAGAUAAAGAAAAUAACAGAACUUUUGAUGAAACAGAAAAUAACGAUUUUAAAGGAAAAAGAAGAAAAACAAAAAAUUCUAAACUUAUGGAAGAUAUAAAUCCAGAUGAAGACAAAAAGAAGUUAAAAUCAAUACAAAUAUCUUUUUCAAAAAAAGAAUACAAUAUUGAAGCAUAUCUUAUGGAAUGUUUAAAGGUACUUAUUCCUUUAAACAUGAGAGAUAUUUUUCUAGGUUCAGAAAAUAUUAUAUUAGAUAAUAUGAAUACAGGAGAUAUAAAAAAUAUGGAAAUUUUUUGGUUUAAUAAAUUGACAAAAAAUAGACAAAAAAGUAUUAUUGAAUGUUAUACUUCAUUAAAUAAACAAAACAAAAAAAAAAAAAAAGGAAUUGCAGAAGAUAAUAAUAUUACAGUGCUUAAUAGUAAUAGUGUUAGUAACAUGGAAAAUAAUAUAAUCAACUUGGGUUAUCUAAAUAAUGAAAAGGAUAUGAAUGAAGAAAAUAAUGAAAAUGUAGAAAAUCAUAUGUAUAAUAUUAUUAAUAAUAAUAUUAUGAAUAAAGGGGAAGAAGACAAUUCUUUAAAUAUACCAGUAGAAGAAGAAAUAUUCGAUAAUAAUAAAGAACUUAUCGUUGUUGAACAUCUGGUAAGUGUAUGUAAUAAUCAAAUAAAACUUAUAAAAGAAUAUAUUUCAUACAUCAAGAAAAACAUAUACGAUUUAAGUUCAAUUAACGAAAAUAACAACAGAAUUAAAGAAAUGAAAAUAUUAGAACCAUCAAAAAGACGAGAAUACUUUUUUUAUUUAUAUAUAGCAGUAUCUCUGAAAUAUGUUGAGGAGAAAAUACCAAAUGUAUAUUGUGUUCCAACUGUUAUCAGUCCAGAUAUUAGAGGUUUUAAUUUACAUCCUAUGUUUACUCAUAUAAAUAAAAAACUAGAAGAAAAAACAAACAAAAAAGACAAUAUACGAAAUCCAUGGGAAAAGCUUAAAUUAUUAAAAAAAGGAAAUAAUAAAAAAAAUGAUGUAAGCACUAAAAAUGAAUUAAAUAAAGGAAAACAUAAAGAAAAUAGUACCAUGAAUAAAAGUGAAGCAGAUGAAAAUUUGUUUGAAAAUAAUAUAAAUAUGAAGGAUACACAAGAAAAUAUGAAAAAUAUAGAUGAUACUGAAACAAGUGAUAAAAAAGAAUUAGAUGAUUUAGAAAAGAAGAAAAAGGCAUUAGAAGAAAUGAAAAGAAAGAAAAAAGAAAAAGAUCAUAAAAAAACAUUUAAUAUUUAUUCUUUAUUAGAAUCUGCAGCACAAUUUUAUGGUGAAGGUCCAAAAUAUUGUAAUCCAAAUAUUCAUGAAUUUUAUAAAUCAAAUAAUAAUCAAUUAGUAUAUAUAAAACCACCUACAAAUGUAGAUGAAAAAAAUUUAUUAAUAAAUUUCUUUUUACAAUUUCCAAGUUUAAAUAAAAAAUUAGAAUAUAACAAAAAACGUAUAUAUGCAGAAAAUUAUGGACUUAUAAAAAUUAUUAGAAAUGCUGAAAAUUUACCUAUAAAUUUUGAAUUAAAUACAGAACCUUGGAAAAAUACAGACUAUGAAGAAUUGUGGAAUGAACAAAAUAAACUUAAUAAUUAUCAAAUAUGGAAUAUGUCUAAUAUAAUUAAUUAUGAUAAUCUUUUAGAAUAUAACCAAUUCUCAACUACAAAAACGGAUUUUCUUAAUCAUACAGAUGCAAGUAGAAGUGUUUUAAGAAAAAAUGAAUUUGAUGAUAAUGAUUAUCAAAAGAGUUGUGCUAUUAGUGAAUUUGAAAAAAGCAUGGCAAGAAGUGAAUAUGAAAGAGGGGAAGAUAAGAAGGAAUAUUCUAUAGACAAACAUGUUCAUAUGGAUUUCAUACAUAUGGAAGAAGAUACGAAAGAACCCAAAAUAAAUAAUCAAAUCGAUGCUACACAUGUGCAGAAAGAUAUGAAACCACAAGAAAACAAUAAUAUAAAUAAUGAUAUAUUAUUACCAAAAGGGGAACAUAAAACUGAACAAAUAAAAAUAAAUAUGGACCAUAUAAAGGAUGAACAAAAUGAUAAACCUGAUCAGAAUAAUAUAUCACAUAAUGCAUCAUAUGGUGAGGUGAAAAAAACCGAAGUGAAAGAGAAAAAAAAAAACGAAAUUCUAACAAAGAAAUUGAAAAAAAGUAUAACCCAUGAUGACGUGAAACAGUUGAAAUUAACUUCCUUUUUAAGUAAAGAAAAAAUAAAUAAAAAUACGAAUGUAACGAAAAAGGAAGAACAAAGUGCUAAUCAUGUUGAUAAUAUGAAGAAUGCAUACAAUAUAAAUUCUGGAAAUAAUAUGAAUGAUAAUAAUUUAGAGGAACAUAUUGUAAACGAUAAAAUAAAGGAUGAAUCAAAUUUGAAAGAUAAUGAGCAUAAUAUGGAUUAUAUUAUAAAAAUAAAAAGAAAUAAAAAAAAAGUAUUAGAUGAUGAACAAAUGAAUAAUUUUACAAAUGAUAAUGCUAAUAAAGAAGCAGAUAUUAUGGAAUCAAAUUCAUUCGCUCAUAAUAAGGAAAUUUCUGAACGUACCAAUACAUUUUAUAAUAAUAAUACAAAAGAGGGAACAAAAAAAAAUUCUCUUUUAAAGGAGAGCGAGAAUAAGGAAGAUGAUUGGCAUAGCGAACAUCUGGAAGAAGAGAAGGAAAAAAAAAAAAACAAGGAGAAGAAAAGAAUUAUGGAUGACAAGAUGGGCUAUGUCUUUGAAUUGGAAGCAGAGGAAAGUGAAGAUGAAAAUCUCGAAGAUCCAGAAGAAAGAAAAAAAAUUGAACAAUUUAAAAAAGAACAGUAUGAAGAAAAUGAAUAUGAUGAUGAUCAAUCUAAUAGCGAAGACCUUAAAGAAUUUAUUAACAACGAAGAAUAUAACAGCGAUAAUGAUAUAGUUAAAUUAAAACACGCAGAAGAAAUGGAAAAACUAGAAGAAGAUUUAUUUUAUAAAAAAUUUACAUAUCAAGGAAAGCAAUUUAAUGAUGAAUUAACGAACAAAGAAAAACUUGAACUUGAAAGAGAAAAACAACUUUUAAGAAAAAAAAAAUUAUUAUUAAAUUGCAGUAUAGGCAAUGUAAAAUAUAGUGACUUUGAAUCAGAUACUAGUACAGAUAGUGACGGAUCUAAAGGAGAUUUUAAAAAUCCUUUGUAUGAACCAUAUAAUGAAUCGGAACAUGCAGAUAUGUUAAAAAAAAAUAAUAAUUCAUAUGAAUACUUAUAUAAUGAUAACGUUUUUCAAAAAGGAGAAUGCCUCAACGAAAUCGUGGACGAAAAAAAAAAAAAAAAAAUACUGGAAAAAAUGGACAAAGUUAUUUACACAAAGGAAGUAAAAACAAAUGAGGGAAAAAAAAUCGUGAUUAAGAAAAAAAGAAAAAUCCGCUUUCAUCAAAAUUUAUCAGAUGUUACUGUAACAGAAGAAGAAAAGAUAGAUGAAUAUGAAAAGACAAAGAAAAAACAAAAAAAACAAAAUGCAAAUUUAAUAGAACAUAACAAGGUCGAAAUUAAUAAGAAUAAUAUUAUGAAUCAUAAUAAUAAAGCAUCCAUAAAAUGGAAUAACAAUAUUAAAGAUAUUAGUGAAUUAGACACGCCAACAAAUUCAGAAGUUUUUAAAGGAUUUAGGAAAGUACAAGAGAAAUAA
Plasmodium gaboni is the source of this 4437-nucleotide messenger RNA. RefSeq lists its product as hypothetical. The coding region runs from base 1 to 4437 and encodes 1478 amino acids. The transcript is spliced from 4 exons. Lineage: Eukaryota; Apicomplexa; Aconoidasida; Haemosporida; Plasmodiidae. The record is from RefSeq and is a predicted model, not a curated record.